Westerdykella ornata is the source of this 4476-nucleotide messenger RNA. RefSeq names its product GTP binding protein-like protein Bud4. NCBI's taxonomy places the organism in Eukaryota, Fungi, Ascomycota, Dothideomycetes, Pleosporales, Sporormiaceae. Gene Ontology annotation, molecular function: GTP binding. The record is from RefSeq and is a predicted model, not a curated record. The coding region runs from base 1 to 4476 and encodes 1491 amino acids. The transcript is spliced from 5 exons.
AUGUCGAGGAACGAGGCCGUAUCGCCGUUGCGCAUCAGCAAGACGCCCACCGGCUCACCAGCCAAGGGAAACACCUUUGGUCGCCCGCUCUCUGAGAUUGGAACCGGCGAGAUCAGGCGCAAUUCUCCUAGCUUCAACCAGACUACCAAGAAGAUGAUGUUCACCAAGGAAACCUCCCCGUUUGGCUCGUCACCCUUUGACAAGAGCCCCCGUCUGUUUUGGAAGGAGCAGACAGCCUCGCCCAAGGCUCGCUUUGGUUCCGAGAACGAGUUCGAGCGCGACAGUUCGCCUUCGCUCUCGCCCAAACGCUCCUCCAUUGAGAACCUCAAGAAGGCUUCCCGCGUCAAGAACAGCAACAUGUUUGCGCGCGAACAAAAGAACGAGUAUGACCCAGCUGCCGUUCAGCCGCUGGAUCGACCAUUGGCUGCCGGGCGUCCCUUGAGCACCCAGCUCCAAGGUAAUGCUUUCGGCGGAAAUGGUCUAGCUGCCCUACGUAAACAAAACGAAGAGAUACGUGGCCACCGUCGCGGGGAAAGCCUUACCAAAAUUCCCACGCUGAGCCCGACCAAGUCGUCUCUACCGAAACCUUCCACGCCUUCGUCUUUCAACUCCCCUACCAAGGACAGGACACCCCCUCCAGAAGGGCGCACAUCACCGACGAAGUCUUCCUUGGCCAGUCCGGGACGCUUCAGAUACCCUGAGUACAAUCCAGACUCUAGCGUCUUCUCGGACGACGAUGACAUGGGCCGUCAGACUCCUCGACCACUGCGCCGCCAUGCAAAGAGUGUGACAUUUGAUGCUGCUCCCCCAAUCAUCAACGAAUACGAGAUGGUAACGCCCGAUCCCUCCUCGGUCGCUUCAGGCUCGCGCGAGGGUAGCUAUGAUUCGCAACAAGAUGAAGACUUGAGCUUCGAUCAGGAUGACAGCUUUGAUGCCUCACUUGAGGAUACAGAGAAGACACCAGUCGUGCUUCCGGAAGAUUGGCGCCACAUGAGUCCCGAUGUCGCCAAUACGUCGUUGACGGAUACAUACGACGAUGUCUUUGAUGGCCGAGAUAGCAGUCCCAUGCCGGACACACGCCCUAAUGGCCACAAUUUCUCCAACCGUAAUGGUUCUAUAGCCUCAGACGGGGACUCACGUCCACUGCCCCCUCUGCCAGGUAUGCAAGGCGUUGACGAAAACCGUCGUCGCGACUCAAGCGUAGGCCUCGCGGCUGCAGCAGAGCGUGCAAGCGGCGCACGCCGGUCACUACCGCAGCUUCCGCAAGCAGCGGGUUUCUCCAAGUCUGACCUCUUGAAUAUGCGCGAGGGAUCGAUGACCCUGGAGGAUAGGCUCCGCUUGAUGAACUUUGACGGCGAUCGCGAUACCGACACACCCACACAGGAGAGGCAUGAAAAACAGGAUGAGUCUGAACCCAGAGAUCAGAGCCAGAUCUCGGAAGAGACAGGCGACUCCGACACUACUGUAGAUGGACCCAAAGCCCCUCGCAUCUCCCGGGAAUCGAUUCUACGCAAGGUAAAGGGUCGUGAUUUUGAAGAGUACGACAUCUACAACUACGAUGCGGAGUCCAGUCCAGAGCGGAGCUAUGGAGACCUGGCCGAUCUCGACCCGGACGUCCCAAUCCCGUCCCGAGAGGCCUCUUCAAACUUCGAUGAACUCCCACGCGAGGAUUCUGCUAUUCCGGAAUCAGAAGCAGAUAGUGUCCUCGAUGCCUACUCCAUGGCGGAGACGACUGAGAUGUAUACCGAACUAUCUCAACUGGACGAACACCAUCGUGAAGGCUCUGUGAUCCACCACGAGAACCGGACAGAUAUCCAAGAAGAUGACGAUGCUAGCCACUACUCCUCUCAACCUGAUGAGCAGCCCACGUCCCAGAGCACAAUCGAAACAUCUGGCCCACCCACCCCGACCGGGCUGCAAUCGUCACCAUCAGCUGCGGAGAAGGAGGCCCGACGCGAUGAACUCUUCGCCUCCCUUGAUAGUGACGACGUGAAUCUGACAUUAGAUCCGCUCAAAGCCUCCUUCGAGACAGUGCCUAGUCCUCUUGACAGUGCACCCACAAUCGGUGCCAUGCGAGAAUUCCUUCGCCGACCCGAAACUCCCGAAUCUACUGAGGACGCAGAGGCAAACGAACCGAGCACUCCUGACUCUGUCAUUCGCCAUCCGAUUGAGACUCCUGAACCCAUCCAGCCGGAGGAGCGGGACUCCCCCGUGGUGCCCGAAGAAUAUGCGACCAUCAAAGGAGCUGGAGGCAAGCUCAAGACUCGCCCGUCCCUGAUUCCUGAGGAUGUGGACAUGGCUGCUACUCGUCGCCAAGUCAGCGGUCAACACCCUCCGCCCCUGCCCGAACGGAGUCCCAAGCGCCAGUCGUUGAGCAUUGAAGUCGGUCACGUCGCCGACCUAGACCUUCAGUCCGGCCACUCCACCUCCAACAAGGAAAACCUUAUGUUGGACAUCGACAUCCCCAUUGGAGACGACUCGAAUGAUCUUAGCUUUGGCCUGGACAAAGAGUUCGACCACAUCAUUGAAGCACAGAAGGUAUACAACCUUUUCCCUUUACCCUCUUAUGCUCAAUUCCCAACAACCUCUGUCGCCCAGUCCGAUGGAUCCCGCCUCAUGUGCGGUGAAGGUUUCGUGUAUACGUACAGUCCCACUAACGGUUAUGUCCGUGAGCAGAAAGGAUACUUGAUGCGACAAAACACGAAAGUUGUCGUUGCCAGCAGCCGUCAGUUCAGUGAUGAAAAGCCAACUGAGGCCGCGAAAGCGAACACUGCCGACUCACGGAAGACAAGCGCUGAGCGCAAGCCCGCGUGGACCACCGAGCCCUGGAAUGGUAAGGCAAGACGACGGAGCAUCAGAACCGCAUCUGGUAGGCGUGCAGCAGCCGCAGGUGCAGUACCUCCUCUUCCCGGCCAGGAAUCUGCUGUUGCCGGUGCGCUUGACUCUGUCCAGGAGCAAAAUGGUGAGGAGUUCGAGGACGGAACUGAAAGGGGUAGGUUGUUCGUCAAAGUUGUCGGUGUGAAAGACCUUGAUCUGCCUUUGCCUAAGACUGAGCGCACUUACUUCCAGCUCACCCUUGAUAAUGGGCUACACUGUGUGACUACAUCUUGGUUAGAGCUUGGUCACAAUGUCCCAAUUGGGCAGGAGUUUGAGCUUGUUGUUCUUGACGAUCUCGAGUUCCAGCUCACGCUCCAAACUAAGCUUGAGCCUCCACCUCAGCCUCAAGUGGCUGCUGCGCCCGUGAAAGCUGUCAAUCACAAGAAGUCUCACUCUGCUUUCCGUAACCUCCUGUCGUCUCCAAAGAAGCGAAAAGAACAGGAAAGGAAACAACAGGAGGAGGCUGAGCGUCUUGCUUUGCAACAACAACAGGAAGCCCAGGCGAAGCGGAAACAACAGGCUACGGCUUGGGAUCUUUUGCACAAUCUGGUAGGAUCAGACGGAUCGUUUGCGCGUGCAUACGUCUGCCUGAAGAACCACGAGAACGAAGCCUAUGGACGACCACUCAACGUUGAUAUUCCUUGCUUUAACGAAUGGGCUGUCGAUGAUACUGUCGCGAGCAGUGUCAAGAGCAAGCGUGGCGGCAUCGUUCGCCGCCCACCGUACCGUGUCGGCAAGCUGGCUUUACAACUGCUCUACGUACCCAAGCCCAAGAACGCAAAAGAUGAGGAUAUGCCCAAGAGCAUGAAUGCUUGCAUCCGGGAACUGCGAGAAGCCGAGCAAGUGAAGUCGAAGCAGUUCGAAGGUCAUCUAAGCCAGCAGGGCGGUGAUUGCCCCUACUGGCGCCGUCGUUUCUUCCGUCUCGACGGUCCGAAGCUGACAGCGUACCAUGAGACUACUCGCCAACCUCGUGCUACUAUCAAUCUUGCAAAAGCAACUAAACUGAUUGAUGACAAGACUGCUCUUCAGCAGCCCUCUUCCACCAAAAACGGAGGAAGACGGAAGUCCGCCUUUGCAGAGGAAGAGGAAGGCUACAUGUUCGUCGAGGAAGGUUUCCGCAUCCGCUUUGCCAAUGGCGAGGUCAUUGAUUUCUACGCCGACACCACGGCUCAGAAAGAAGAAUGGAUGAAUGUCCUUUCUGAGAUUGUGGGCAAAGAUGUCGCCAACGGAAAAGCUUGGACGGAGAUGGUGCUCCAGAAGGAGCGUCGCGAGAAGGCCCGGUCUCAGGCUGCUCCUCAGCUGGCUCAGACGAAGGCGCUGAAGGAGAGCUGCCAAGCCCAGCAACAGAGCGGACGUCCUCAGUCGCAUCAUGGUUACCAGAGCAAGUCCGUUCCCUCCAGCCCAACCAAGAGUCACACUCGUACUCAGUCCGAUGCACCACCGAUGCUAUCCAGUCCAGCCAAAGGCCACUCUCGACAUCGAUCGGAUGUACCUCCGCCCGUUGAGAAGGACCAACGUCACAAAGCUGGUGUGGUUCCUCGUAGGCGAGAAGUCGGAGAUUCAAGCCGCCGCGAGCAGGUUCGAUCUAUGAUGUUCUAG